AACUAUAAAGCAACCUGACAAGCCAAGAGGGAGAAGCAGACGAGUCUGAACCAUGAGAGGAAACCUCAGCGCUUCGACCGUCAGCAUGGCUUUCACCGACUGCAUCAAACCCACCGAUCUGCUGUUGGAGAAAAGGGCGAUGACGAAGAAAAAUUGGAGGAACAGAAUUAGAGUUUUGUUGAAGACAAACCCGUCUCAGACGACACCCAAAAACCCCACAUCAUGCAGGCCAACUGUUGAUGACGUGAACCAAUGGGCGCAGUCGCUGGACAAGCUACUCAGUCAUAAAUAUGGGAAAACUGCCUUUUGUGUCUUUCUGAAGUCGGAGUUCUGUGAAGAGAACAUCGAGUUUUGGACGGCGUGCGAGGACUUCAAGAAACUCACGUCACGUAGAGCUCUGGUGUCCAAGGCCAACAGCAUCUACAAGGAGUUCAUCCAAAGUGAAGCUCCCAAAGAGAUUAACUUGGAUUUCCAAACCAAAAAUGCGAUUGUCCAGAGUCUCAAGGAUCCCACUUCAACUAGCUUCCAAGCAGCUCAGAAGAGGGUCUACAACCUGAUGGAGAACAACUCCUACCCCAGGUUUAUCAGCUCGGACCUGUACAGUGAACUGUGUGCAGUUGCCAGGGGAGAGAGCAAGCUCAUAAAACCCUAGGCAAAAUAAAACCCACGCUCCAGGUCGUUUGUUUACAGCUGCAACGGCGAGUCGAGAGGGGGUGAUGUUCAUCUCAGGGUCUGGUGCAAAUGAUAGGCCUGAAUGCAAAUUCUGGUCAUGAACAGUGGCGGCCAGUGUGGAAAAUUCAAAGUGGUGCCGCCGUUCCGUCCUGCUGAGUGACUUUUUAAAGGAAGCUGGAUGGAUUGGGCAGGAUGUUGUGUGAUGCUGCAGGAAGUGUGUGGAGCACGAUGAGAUUAAGGUGACAUUGCGAGGUCAUUACACAACUUUUAGUGUCAACGUUUGAAUUUCAAGCAGCUUUAUGACUUUUUAUGCAAUUUUGAGCCUCCAAGAAAACAUUGUUGGUGCACUGCUGCACAGGAGCCCAAGAUGAUAAAACAUGAAGCUCGUAAAAACAUAAAAUCAUCAUGAAACAGCAGCGCCGUGAGGUUUCGCGUGGUAACAGGAAACACUUUCUGCACAGGAGUCACGCACGCUCCUGUGAAACGGUGGCUUUAGGUUUUAUUUAUUCACUGCUGCGUUUGCGCCAGUUUAUGCAAAAAUGCUACUUCAGUUUGCACGACGAUGUCAACAUUUUCCACAGAUGUGGAACACCUGUGAGGAUGUAAAUAUUUUGAUACUUUGAAUGUUGAGUGUUCAAGCUUUGGGCAGCUGGUCUGCUUGUGAAAUAAAAGUUAUUUCUAAACUUC
Molecule: messenger RNA, 1359 nt
Organism: Nothobranchius furzeri (turquoise killifish)
Lineage: Eukaryota; Metazoa; Chordata; Actinopteri; Cyprinodontiformes; Nothobranchiidae
Gene: rgs2
Product: regulator of G protein signaling 2
Source: RefSeq, a predicted model, not a curated record